CCAAUAUUCCCGCUGGGCUUUUCUCACUGAACUCUCUCCGCCAUUUUCUAUUGCGUGUUUUUGCGUAACUCUUGAACGGGAUUUCCUCUGAAAGCUUUUGGCGAGGCGGCUUUCAUCCUUUUCCUUUUUCCAACCGUCGUCUUCGCCUUGCAAUCUCGCAUCGACUACUCCCUCGAUUGACACACUGUAGACGACGCUUACAGUAUGCCGGCCAUCCUUCUGAAAGUGAAGGGGCAGGACCACGAAAGCGAGUUUGCUCCCUUCGCCAAUUUAGACAAUGGAGAUGAUUUUGCAACCACCUGGAAAACAUGCACAAAGGUGAAGGACACUUUGGAGAAUGGUUCUCGUUUAGAGAAUCUCUCUUGGAGGUUGUGGCAUCUGCAUCAAGUCAUGGUAGAAACCAAAAAGAUGAAUCAAAUGCAGUUUAAAAAGAUUUCGUGCAAGACGACAAAGCGGUUUAGCGAAAAGGAUUCUCAAGUGUCGCCGCGAAACGCUCCUGUACCACUCGCGAGAAAGGACCUGAAUGCGCAGCCAAAACAGGUGGAACAAAAGCUGGUCUUUGCGGAAAGUCAAGCACAGCAGACCGCACUUUCUAUUCUUCAAACACCCUCCGGUGUCACCGAUUUUCUAGACCAGACGGACAUGUCGAAUGAUUGGAUGGAUCUUGGAAUUGCGAUGGACUUUGGAAAUGGUCUGCUAGAUAUGUGGAAUGUGGAAACUGGUAUUGGAAACUCAGGUGCAGACGCAGAUAUCGGAUUGGCGAACAUCGAAGACCUGCAAUCGUCUCUGAGUUCCUCUGGUGCGCUGCCAUCACAAACCGGGAAGACCAUGGAUGCAACUAUUAUUCCGCACAUUCAGGAUGACUCAUUCGGGGACAGCGCCUUGUCAUGGGUGAUGCAGACGGGGCCAGGUGCUAGUGCACCUCCGAACCAACAACGGAUGGCAAACUGCAGUUCCACCACUUCCGUACCUGACUCUCUUGGGUCCACGCGCACAAACCUUUCUGCCAACUCAUCCAUGCCAUUAGAUGUGAGAGUUGGAGAACCGCGGCAAGCUUCAAAGUACACCUAUCCUGUAACUGGCGUUUCAUCGAACUCUAAAUCCGACAUGUGCACAGCUGCUCCCACCUCUUCCCCUUACCAUGUCUCCAGUUCUUCCUCCCGUAAUCCAUCUUUUGGACGAGCGCAAUGGUCUGUCCCUUCAACAUCGAAUCAAACAUCGCUGCCACCCUCUGCACCGAUGCACUCCCACGGCUAUCAGCAGCCAAUUUCAACUGGCUACAAUUACGCACCAGCUACCACGGGGCUCACUCAAACCGAUUGGUCGUCCUAUGGAUAUAGUCUUAAUUCUGAGUCGUACUCUGUCUUGAAAAACGGUUCACAGUCAGAUAUGAUUUCCGCAUCAAAAGUCCCAAUUCAACAACCUGUAUCUCAAGCGGUCGCCCCCUCAUCUGCACCAUUGUCUGUUCCACAACUCCCGCAGCCGACUGGAAAGAAACCAGCGCCUCGGCGAUCAAGUUCUCGCCAAUCUGCCGUUCCCACUCCAUCCGCACCACGACCAAAAGCUGGCGGAGCAACUGCUGCAUCUGGGGAUGGAAAGUGCCAAAACUGUGCAGCAACAUCAACACCAUUGUGGCGCCGAUCCGUCAAUGACGAACUGUUGUGCAAUGCUUGCGGAUUGUACUUUAAAUUGCACAAUUCUCAUCGACCAAAGUCAAUGCGCCCUCGUGAUCAGCGAAAGGAUGCCGCUGGUCAAGUUCAGGAAGCUUGUUGCCACAAUUGUCAAACAACCAAAACACCGCUUUGGAGAAGAGAUGACGAGGGGCAUACCUUAUGUAAUGCCUGCGGUCUCUAUCUCAAGCUGCACCAGGAGCAACGUCCCCUAUCGUUAAAAUCAGACAUAAUUCGCAAACGCCAGCGAUACGAAACUGCCUCUGCGAGAACUGCAGCUGAAGGAACCGCGGACAAAAAGAUGAAAAUGGAUGAAAAUGGGCAGCAGUGGAAUUCUGGUGUCGUAUGGAAUGGUGGUGUUAAAAUCCCGGAAUCCCAGCCAUCGCAGCAACAGUUGGGAUAUCAGUAUGAGAGUCUCAAAGGAUACCAUGGCUUUGGAAUGGAGUUUGGGAAUGGUGGUCCGAGUGCGUUUUGAGGGGUUAUCAUGAAUAGAAAGACAUUCUGCUGUUUAUAUUUUGUGUUUGUAUGAUUUCAAAAAGUGUUCUUGUCAAAUAGAAUGAUAAAGACCGUUACGUAA
This is a messenger RNA of Spizellomyces punctatus DAOM BR117, 2247 nucleotides long. RefSeq lists its product as uncharacterized. Bases 205 to 2145 code for a protein of 646 amino acids. Gene Ontology annotation, molecular function: RNA polymerase II cis-regulatory region sequence-specific DNA binding; zinc ion binding; DNA-binding transcription factor activity, RNA polymerase II-specific. The transcript has 3 exons. The record is from RefSeq and is a predicted model, not a curated record. Gene Ontology annotation, biological process: negative regulation of transcription by RNA polymerase II; positive regulation of transcription by RNA polymerase II. Lineage: Eukaryota; Fungi; Chytridiomycota; Chytridiomycetes; Spizellomycetales; Spizellomycetaceae.